Molecule: messenger RNA, 3657 nt
Organism: Aedes aegypti (yellow fever mosquito)
Lineage: Eukaryota; Metazoa; Arthropoda; Insecta; Diptera; Culicidae
Product: octopamine receptor
Exons: 7
Coding region: 1086-3248 (720 amino acids)
Biological process (GO): adenylate cyclase-activating adrenergic receptor signaling pathway
Cellular component (GO): membrane
Molecular function (GO): G protein-coupled receptor activity
Source: RefSeq, a predicted model, not a curated record
UGAUAAAGGGCUCUCGCACAGACCGUUCCCGGAGCUGGAGCGAGAAGCAGCUGGAAACCGAGAUUCAACCGCGCGGUAGACUGGUGGGUACUAUUGUUGAGUUGCCACCGCACAGUACCCUAAGGUAAACACUACAAAGUGGAUGUUCGCCACCGCUUGGUUAGCUGCAGCGGAGUACAGUUCGAUUCGAACCUUCAUCCGGAUUGGUCGCCUGUCGUCCGAAGGACCUCUCGGAAGUGAAACCGCGGCGCGCCGCGUUCUCCAUAGGACUAUUCUUAGUGAUUUUGGGUGUUUAGGUCAGUGUCUGCUGGAGGCCUUCACCUAGAGCGCAGUGCUGUAAAUCACUGUUAUUUUUUGCUCGCGGAAUGUGAAAUGGUUUGGAGUGACCCGGUUCCUGUUGUCCCGUUGGAAGCAGUUGGAUUAAUGCGUUUUUGGUGACCUUUUGGGAGUGAAUUUAUUACUGAAGCAGUGACGUUUGGUGCUUUCGGCGAGACGAAGCUGACUUUGUGAGGAAUCGCGCAGUUUGAUAAAUAAACAACCAACGGAAAGCGAAGAAUUUGUGCGAGUGAGCUCAGAGCUUUAGAGGGGGGCCCGCAAUUUGGUGAUCUGUGGUGAAUGAGCAAUUCUAGUAUCAACAACAAUAACGAAACGAGUGAAUAAACAAAUAAAUAUAGCAAGUGAAAUAUAAUACGAGACGCUGUGUCCAGUGUGGUAUCUGCCGCCCAGAACGAUUGGUUCUAGCUACGAGAGUGCGAAGCGAAACCAAUGGGAUGGAAUAAAUGUUGAACGGCGAUUGAGACGUACGCGGCCACAGUGGAAUGUGACACCUGUUUAAAAGUGAUCUACCAAGCGAGGGACUACUAUUGAGUUUUUGCGGUACUGUUUGCUCUGAUGUGAAACUGGAAUAACCUUCAGAAAUUGGCGCUGUUUUUCCUAACGAUUAUUGCGAUAAUAUUCAAUGGAUUGGUGAUCUGCUGUAACGGGAGUAUACCCACGCGUGUAGUACUAGAAUAGACACAGUAUGUAUCAGUCGUCGACUACCGAAGCAAUGCCGCUGAGUGACCACCAACACCACCACCACUAAGAUGGAAACUCGCCUCGAUGACCGAUGCGCCGCUCUACUGCUUCAACUCAGCGCCGACGACGGAGACUACGCUCAGCAGCUUCCCGAGUAUCCUUCCGUCGCAGCGAACUCCAGUACUUCGGAAUCACACGAUCAACAGUCCCUACUGUUGGUGCCAACGAUCGCAACGAAGCUGUCGAAGUUGCUGACCGACUUGGUCAGUGUUGGUGGGGGAACCGGGGGAGUGGCCGGCAGUGUCAAUUUCAGUGCAUUGUUGUCGCUCAAUUUCAGCACCAGUGGCAAUAGCAGCUCUAUUGGUGUCAGUGCAACAGCAACAACGGCCUUAGCGGUGGCGUUUGACGAUCAUCUACCAUCAUCGGAACGCACGCAGAACCACUCCACCGAUGGAAGGUUCAACUGCGACGGUCGCAACCUGGCGGAAUUGGCAACGAGUGCGUUCGGAAGUGCGACCGGUGGGGGCGCGAGUGGCGAUGGGGGGUUCGGUCCGAAAUUGGAAGUUUCGAAAACGAUGGACGUGAUCGGGAACAGUGGUGGUGUUGGUGAUGGAACCGAUUCGGUCGGGUUCGGCAUCGGAGACGGCGGUGCGGCCACGCAACUGUUGAUUGCCAACUGGCAGGACUGUGUCGUUGUGAUAUUAUUUUGCUUACUGAUCGUAGUGACUGUGAUCGGCAACACGCUCGUGAUCCUGUCGGUGAUUACCACUCGGCGGCUGCGGACCGUCACCAACUGCUUCGUGAUGAGCCUGGCCGUGGCCGAUUGGUUGGUCGGGAUUUUCGUGAUGCCCCCGGCUGUCGCGGUCCAUCUUUUGGGAUCGUGGCCGCUCGGAUGGAUACUGUGUGAUAUAUGGAUCUCAUUAGAUGUUCUACUGUGUACGGCGUCAAUCCUUAGCUUAUGUGCAAUUAGUAUAGAUAGAUAUCUAGCGGUAACGCAACCGCUCAACUACUCUCGCCGACGGCGCUCGAAACGGCUGGCCCUCCUGAUGAUUCUGGUCGUCUGGGUACUAGCACUGGCCAUCACCUGCCCUCCCAUUCUCGGCUGGUACGAACCGGGCCGGCGGGAGCUCACCCAGUGCCGGUACAACCAAAACGAGGGCUACGUCGUCUUCUCGGCGAUGGGAUCCUUCUUCAUUCCGAUGGCCGUCAUGAUCUACGUGUACGUGCGGAUAUCCUGCGUGGUGGCAUCCCGCCACGACAAAAUGACCGAAAUCGAAGUGCACAAGAAAAGUCACCGAACGCGUGAUGCCGACGAGCCGUGCUACCACUACGCUUCGGAGAUGGAUCCGGCCCAGUUGAGUCCCAAGCGAAAGCGUUCCUCAUCGCAGCUCUCGACAGCAACCACAACUUACGUGACACAGCUGGGGCCAGGCGGUGGCGGAGGCUCAUCCAGCUUUACGGCCCUUAGCGGAGACUGCCCUGGAGGAGAUUGCCUUAAGCUGGGGGGAGGCGGCACCAGAAAAAAUCACAAGAAUGGACAUUACGAGCUUGUCGACAUCAAUUCCAUGUCCAAAACCACAACUUCUUUCGUGGGCAACGGUGGAGGUACGAACGGAGCUGGACUCGAUGAGGACCAUAUGGACCCGGGUGGCCAGCGGGAGUCACCGGGAGCUACCGGAGGCAUAAAACGCAACUCCACCAUCCACUACAAGCUGGCCUCGACGACGGAGCUUUGGUCCUCGGCCAAUAACGUUUUCAAUCAACAGCAGAAACCACAAACGGCAAAUCAAUCGGGCGGCUUGAGGCGUACCAAUACCAUUAGUAACUCAAUUACGUCGUCGACCGCCACGGCAUCGGCCUCGGCAGUGGCGGCCGGGCGAAAUAUCCGGAUCCACCAGAAGUCACUUUCGUCGCGAAUUUUGUCCAUGAAGCGCGAGAACAAAACGACCCAAACGCUCAGCAUCGUGGUCGGAGGCUUCAUCGCGUGCUGGCUGCCCUUCUUCAUCCAUUACAUCAUUACGCCGUUCCUGCCAGAAGAGCUGGCUGCACCCAAACUGGGGGAGUUUUUCACAUGGCUCGGCUGGAUCAACAGCGCCAUCAAUCCGUUCAUCUACGCGUUCUACAGCGUGGACUUCCGGGCGGCCUUCUGGCGCUUGACGUUGCGGCGCUUUUUCCGCAACAGCGAGAAGGCACCCUUUGCCAACAUUCACAACAUGUCCAUGCGGAGAUAAGCUCCGACCGCAUCCAAUUUCCUAUAAUAGCCGAUCCACCCUCUCUCCAUCCACAGUUCAAAUGACACCUUGUUGCUUGUAUAAGCGGAACCUCCGAAUCAGAGCCCGGGCAGGUUGAAAAGUGAACGACAAAUUUGCAGUUUCUGUCUCGUGUGGCUGGGAAAGUGCGAUUUGAGAUGUGGUUUCACACGGAUGAUUCCGCUUCUAUUGUCAACACAUUAUGGGAUUACGUACGGAUAAUAUGCUUCGUAUGUGAGCGCGAUAAUGGGCGUUUUGUCUCUGACCUAUUGUUAUUGGAAAAAUGUGAUUGUACAUUCUGAUAAAACGUGUGCUGUACCAUUGUGAAUCUGAGUAGGUGAAUAUUCAGUUGGUUAUGUUAAAGAACUAAAGAACAGAUUUUAAUAACUUA